Molecule: messenger RNA, 2529 nt
Organism: Cordyceps militaris CM01
Lineage: Eukaryota; Fungi; Ascomycota; Sordariomycetes; Hypocreales; Cordycipitaceae
Product: Bromodomain
Exons: 2
Coding region: 1-2529 (842 amino acids)
Cellular component (GO): NuA4 histone acetyltransferase complex
Molecular function (GO): protein binding
Source: RefSeq, a predicted model, not a curated record
AUGAGUAACCCGACGACGUACACGCCUCUCGAGUCGCUCUUCCUCUUCCAGUCUCUCCUCAACAUUGGCAUCGACGCCGCCGCGUUUACGCACAUAUCCGAGACGCUCACAAAUAAUGCGCUGAUCAAGGGCGGGGAGACGUAUGACGCGGCGCGGCUGAGCCCCAGCGCGCUCCAGCAGCUGUUCUUGCUGCUGUUGCGCGAAGAGCUCAAGAGCGACGCUGAGCGCGCCGAAGCGGCGCAGGCGGGAGCAUCGCCCUCCAAGAGGCGCAAGAUUACGGCCCCGUCCAUACCGACGCUGAAAGAGGCUUACCAGCAUAUUAGAGAAGAUGAGCGCAAGUUCGCCACAGUACAAAAGGAGAUACAGCUCUUGGAGAAGAGCGAAAAGGAACGCCUGGCCAGGUCAGCAUCCCAAAGUGGCGCGACAGCUCUCGCGCCGCGCGACAACAAGAAUACUUCAUUGGGAUCCAACAGCCCCAGUCCAUCGCCAGGACCAACACCGGGCGUCGUACCUGGGAUCAAGAGGGGCGCCGUGGUUCCGACACCAAAAGCUCCGGGAGCCGGCGCACCUCUACCGAUAGUAGCCGGGUAUGCGCACUUGCAAGCUGGAACGCCGCCGGCCCGACCAUCACCAUCACCAAAACCAGCGAGUGGCAUCCAGGCACCUGGUGGUCCGCCACCGCAACCGCAACAACCUUCUUUACAACCAGCGCGACCCGGCCAGACAAUACAACCUGGGAGGCCUGGUGCUGUCCCUACAGGCUUCAAGCCAUAUACAGGAGCGCCAAUAGGCAUCCCGCACCAUGGUACACCUCAAAACCCCGCCGCUCAAGCUCAAAUACACCAAGCGCAAGUCACAGCCCAACAACGUCCCAUACCCAAUCCUCCUAGCCUCAGUCCUGCUCAACAACCACCUCUGCAAGCUGUACCGCCGCACGCUGCACCACCGCAAGCUGCCCCUCUGCAAGCUGCACCUCCGCAACAUCCUCAGCACCGUCCGAUUGCAGCAAACCCAAACCAUAUCCCUGGCCGUCCUAUACAGCCGCACCCUCAAAAUCUUCGACCUCUGGCGUCCGCAUCACCUCAUCCAACACCAGUACACCAAAAUAUGCCGUCUAAAUUGGCUCCCACGCAGCCAGCUUCCGGGCAACUGCAACCUCUUUCCAGAACAAACUCGCCUGCGCGGCUGGAUGGAUCGCCAUACGGCCCCCCAAAGCCAGCGAUUCCUGAGCACAUGAUCCGCCAAGCAAUCGGCACACCGCAAGGGAAACGAUCUGCGGCUCCGUCACAGCCUCAGACACCUGUACAAGUCAGCUCUUUGUCAUUGACCAGAGGAUUUGGCACUAAAUGGGCAUCACACUCCACACCGUCAACGCCACGGCCGAUCAUGGAAGAACCAGAGAGUCCGGCAUUUGAGCCUGUUAGCCCUCCUCAGCGAGCGAACUCAAUUGCACGCGGGUCGUCAAGGUCUGUGUCUGUGAAGGAUACACCGAAGAAGCUGGAGCCUGCUAGCCGCAACCGCUCAUCCCGCACUAGUCAACGUGGUCGUGCCAUCAGCUCCACGCCUUCAGCAGCGGGCACAAGGCGCAGCCAGUCGGUUGUCUCCCAGGCGGACGAGCCAUCCACAGACUACCGUCCCAAGGUCAAGAAAGAAGUUUCCACGCCGCGCUUGCAGGAGGAAACUGGGGAUACCACCGCCGACGAAAGUGUUCAUGGUAAGCACAUGACAACCCCUGGCAGUGUUUCGUCGCACGCGUACAAGCGAAAGCGACAAGAUACUCCGCAGGAACCUCCUGCGCCGCCAACACAUGUGCUAUGGACGCGAGGUUUCACAAAGGUCUCGUCGUCGGCACUCGACCAAAUCUCCAGCCACCGGGAUGCAAACAUGUUCGCCACGGGCAUCCGCGAGCGCGAUGCGCCCGGCUACAACCAGAUCGUGCUCCAGCCCCAGGACAUCACGAAAAUCCGCGCAGCAAUCAAGCACGGCAAUAAGGCUGCCUCUACCGCUGCGUCGAACCUUCCUGGUGGUGACCCUAGCGGCCCCAGCGUCUGGCUGCCCGUGUCCGAAGACCUGACACCGCCUCAAUCCAUCAUCAAUAGCGCGCAUCUCGAGCGGGAGUUGGUCCACAUGUUCUGCAACGCCAUCAUGUAUAACCCUGACCCCGACCGCGGCCCCGGCCAGGCUUUCAUGAACCGCCUGCGGGACGAAGAGGAGGAAAUCAUCGGCUAUAGCGUUGACGAGGACGGCGUGGUGCGCAACACGCGCGGCAUGUUUGUCGAGGUCGAGAAACUUCUUAGCGACUUGCGCAGCGCCGAAAAAGACCGCGAGCCACCGGCGCCCGCCACCGCUUCCACCACCACCGUCCCUGCUGCUGCUGCCCUGGCCACGACGGAAACGGGCUCGGCGUCGGCCGCAGCGGCAGCAACGGCUGACGAUACGGUGGAGGAGGAGGAGGAGGAGGAGGAGGAGGAGGGAGACGGAGACGGAACAUCGGCGUCCAAGCGACGACGCGUUUCCGCGAGAGGCUAG